This is a messenger RNA of Diospyros lotus (date-plum), 441 nucleotides long. RefSeq lists its product as uncharacterized. Lineage: Eukaryota; Viridiplantae; Streptophyta; Magnoliopsida; Ericales; Ebenaceae. Bases 1 to 441 code for a protein of 146 amino acids. The transcript has 2 exons. The record is from RefSeq and is a predicted model, not a curated record. Gene Ontology annotation, biological process: response to auxin.
AUGACUGCCCUUAAGUAUUUCCUCUGGACCCACAUCCCAAAUCCAGAUGCCAUAGCCGGAAAAAGCAACAACAUGUCGCUCUCUCUCUCCGGGAAAAAGCUGGGAAAGAAGAUUAGUUCAGUCAAAAUGCUGGCCAAGAAAGUGAAGGCGAGGGGAGAAGCUGAGCACAAACACGAAGACGAGUCGUCGCAGCACGUAAGUUUGCUGCCGGCGGCUUGCAGAGAAAAGCCCCUGCCCCCCUCCGCCGCCGACGGCCCGACGCCGACGGGGAUGUUGCUGGAGAAGGCUCACGAGGAGUUUGGGUUCGAUCAGGCUAGCGGGCUGGCGGUUCCUUGCAGCGUCAGCGUUUUCCAGGAAAUAGUCACCGCCGUCGAGCGCAGCCCUCCCAAGUUUGAUUUUGGAGACUCACUGGAGGAGAUUAUUGCCAAGUAUAGGCAUUGA